AACCGAAUAUUCGUUUGUGAAAUUAGGGUUAGGGUUUGAAUAUUCAUCUGCGGCCAAGCCAUAUAUAAAUUCCCUUUACUAGCACUUUGAUUCUUCGGUAUAUCUUACGCUUUCCCACAGAUACAGUCACUGAACUGAAACAUCAACAGAGAAGAGAGCAAGAUGGCAGAGCAGACCUUUAUCAUGAUCAAGCCUGAUGGUGUUCAAAGAGGCCUCAUUGGUGAGAUUAUUAGCAGAUUUGAGAAGAAGGGUUUCUACUUGAAAGGUUUGAAGCUCAUUACUGUGGACCGUCCUUUUGCUGAGAAGCACUACUCAGACUUGUCUGCAAAGCCUUUCUUUAAUGGAUUGGUGGAUUACAUUAUAUCUGGCCCUGUUGUUGCCAUGGUUUGGGAGGGUAAGAAUGUUGUGACAACUGGCCGAAAGAUAAUCGGAGCCACAAACCCAGCUCAAUCUGAGCCUGGAACUAUUCGUGGUGACUUUGCUAUUGACAUUGGAAGGAAUGUUAUCCAUGGAAGUGAUGCUGUUGAAAGUGCCAACAAGGAAAUUGCAUUGUGGUUCCCUGAGGGCCCUGCUCAAUGGCAAAGCUGCCUCCACUCAUGGAUCUAUGAGUAAGAUAUAAGCCUCAGGUUGAUCGUUGAGUUGGCGUCAGUUGAUCCGGAGUUUCUACAUUUUCUGUUUAUCUAUAUUGCUGGAACUUUUGUUGGUGUUUGGUACCUUGUUUUGUAUGUCAAGUUUAGUUACUUAAUUUAUGUGGAAACAUGUUUACAGUGUGAUAAAUCAAAUCCCAAACUAGUUUGUUUUCCCUCA
This is a messenger RNA of Gastrolobium bilobum, 807 nucleotides long. Its product is annotated as nucleoside diphosphate kinase 1. The transcript is spliced from 4 exons. Gene Ontology annotation, molecular function: nucleoside diphosphate kinase activity. Bases 163 to 612 code for a protein of 149 amino acids. The record is from RefSeq and is a predicted model, not a curated record. Gene Ontology annotation, biological process: CTP biosynthetic process; GTP biosynthetic process; UTP biosynthetic process. Lineage: Eukaryota; Viridiplantae; Streptophyta; Magnoliopsida; Fabales; Fabaceae.